GCUAAAGAGUGCAGACUUUACAAACUCCGUAACAAGCAGAGGAUCUCCGUGUCUGCAGCCUCCAAACUGCUCUCCAACAUGAUGCUGGGAUACAGAGGCAUGGGCCUGUCUAUGGGGAGUAUGAUCUGCGGCUGGGACAAACAGGGUCCAGGCCUGUACUAUGUGGAUGAUAAUGGCACACGUCUCUCCGGCCGGAUGUUCUCCACUGGCUGUGGGAACAGCUAUGCGUAUGGUGUAGUGGACAGUGGUUAUCGUGAGGAUAUGACUGUGGAGGAGGCGUAUGAGCUGGGCCGUCGUGGUAUUGCUCAUGCUACACACAGAGACGCUUACUCCGGUGGUGUGGUCAACCUGUACCACAUGCAGGAGGACGGCUGGAUCAAGGUGUGUAAGGAGGACGUGUCAGAGUUAAUCCACAAAUAUAAGAAGGGAAUGUUCUGAUCUGAUCUCUCAUUUAUCUGACAGUAAAAAUUAAACUGUUAUCA
Messenger RNA from Sinocyclocheilus rhinocerous, 482 nucleotides. RefSeq names its product proteasome subunit beta type-8-like. The record is from RefSeq and is a predicted model, not a curated record. Gene Ontology annotation, molecular function: threonine-type endopeptidase activity. The annotation marks the transcript as partial. Gene Ontology annotation, cellular component: proteasome core complex; cytoplasm. NCBI's taxonomy places the organism in Eukaryota, Metazoa, Chordata, Actinopteri, Cypriniformes, Cyprinidae. The transcript has 4 exons.